AUGAGAGUGAAUCUUGACCAGAUCGAGUUCUACAAUGGUCCAAGCCAGCCGCCCUGCAACAAUCGGAGGAAGUCACCCCCAACACACAUUCCACAGACCUUCCAGCAUUUUUCUUCCACUGAGAUAGUCCCAGGACCGCCCCAGGCGAAUUCAAGAAAGGACCGGCCAUCUAGCGGGACCGCUUAUCUAUGGAAUACAUUUGACUUUGAGAUUGAUAGGCUCUAUGGCGUUACUGAGCAUCGAACGACGAAAGAUACCGAAUCCUCUAUCGCACCAAUCAUCCCAGCCACUCUUGAUAUUCAGUCGGAUAAUAGAGGCUCUUGCCUAGCUUCAUCCGAGCCAGUGCUAUUCGAAGAUACCUCGGCGACACCAAUACCCUGCCGCCCAGACCAAUUGGAUCAUGUUUCUCUCGAUUUACAGGAGAAUGGCUUGCCAAAUUUCGUGUCUUAUAGCAAAGGUGCGGAAAUAGCUGAAUAUCUACGCGCUCCCUGUGUCACCGCGCCUGCAUCCAGACAAGCGGGCAAUGCCACUAGCAGCCUAUCCACAACUUAUGAUUGCCAUCGAGAAUCCGUGCAGGAAAGCUCGUCGAUCACACGGGCUCUUUCAGAGUACAGCGGCCCCAUAAAUGGUGGAAUGAUCACGAACCAGUCCCAGUCACCCGAACUAAGUGAUGUUUUAUGCACCAGUGCAAUAGAUGCUUCGGGGCGGGCUGUUAGUUCCAGUAGGGCUGAAGCCAAGUCAGAUACAUCUGGCCUCUCUUCUCGCUCGAAUUGCUCCAACCAGUGCCCUAGUCCGGAAAAUUCUGGUGCUAGAACAACCCGAGUGUACAACGGCCCGUUACGCUAUCCGUCAGUAGCUGUGGUUGUACCCGCGCCUUCAUGGAAGCAGCGAAGAGCCACCAGGGCAAGCACAAGGGCCGCUGCGGCAGCAUGCAACAAGCGACUUCGCUCAGGCCAAGCCUCCAUCAAUCGCAAUAGUCCAGAUGCAUUUUCCCGUCGCACUGAAGGCUCGAUUUCGAAGAUGAAGAAGACCCGGACGCCUGCUCUUAGGCGUGUCUCUCGCCCUUCGGAAGGUUCAAUUCCCGCUUCGUGCCAUUGUACCCGUGAUAUCCACGGGAUUCGCGGAAACGCCCUGCUCACAGUUGUAUCAGAUUCUGGCGUGAAACCUGCGUAUUAUUUCACCUUUGUGCCUGACACGAGUUCGGCGUCGCACCAGGCGCAUCCGGGGGGAGUUUCUGGAAAACAAAGGCCAUACACAUCCGAUGAGAAUGCGCUGUUGGUUCGGCUGAAAGAAAGAGAAGCAAUGUCAUGGGUUGAGAUUGCGGACUAUUUUCCUGACCGAACUGUCUCAUCCCUGCAAGUCCACUAUUCGACUAAGUUACGGCAUAAGGCAAGAGAUUGA
Messenger RNA from Aspergillus homomorphus CBS 101889, 1401 nucleotides. RefSeq lists its product as uncharacterized. NCBI's taxonomy places the organism in Eukaryota, Fungi, Ascomycota, Eurotiomycetes, Eurotiales, Aspergillaceae. The record is from RefSeq and is a predicted model, not a curated record. The transcript is spliced from 2 exons. The coding region runs from base 1 to 1401 and encodes 466 amino acids.